Molecule: messenger RNA, 576 nt
Organism: Coregonus clupeaformis (lake whitefish)
Lineage: Eukaryota; Metazoa; Chordata; Actinopteri; Salmoniformes; Salmonidae
Product: broad substrate specificity ATP-binding cassette transporter ABCG2-like
Exons: 3
Coding region: 1-468 (155 amino acids)
Source: RefSeq, a predicted model, not a curated record
AUGUUUCUCACCAUAGAGCUGCCGAUGAUGACAGCUGGUGAUGUUGAAUGGGCCGGUCUCUCAGGCAGCCUCACGGGCCGGUCUCUCAGGCAGCCUCACGGGCCGGUCUCCCAGGCAGCCUCACGGGCCGGUCUCUCAGGCAGCCUCACGAUCUUCUCAGGCCUGUUGGUGAACCUGCCCAGUAUUGUAGAGUGGCUAGCCUGGUUCCAGUACCUCAGCAUCCCUCGGUACGGACUAACAGCUCUGCAGAUUAAUGAGUUUUUAGGCCUCCAGUUCUGUGGAGACAAGCCCCUCAACGGCACCCUGCCCCCUGGUAUGACGUGCACGGGGGAAGACUUUCUGAAGAACCAGGGGAUUGACUACACCACCUGGGGGCUGUGGCAGAAUCACGUUGCCCUGGCGAUCAUGACCAUGAUCUUCCUGGCAAUCGCGUACCUCAAACUACGUUUUAUCAAGAAGUUCACAUAGAGGUCAGAGGUUAAGCCAAAUGUACGCCUUCCCCUUCCGUGCCGUCCUCUGAUGAUGAUGCGAUAUCCAACGUCCACUUCUGUCCGCAUGGACUCUGAAAUCUCUGCA